Molecule: messenger RNA, 1689 nt
Organism: Aureobasidium melanogenum CBS 110374
Lineage: Eukaryota; Fungi; Ascomycota; Dothideomycetes; Dothideales; Saccotheciaceae
Product: WD domain-containing protein
Exons: 4
Coding region: 1-1689 (562 amino acids)
Biological process (GO): proteasome-mediated ubiquitin-dependent protein catabolic process
Cellular component (GO): GID complex
Molecular function (GO): protein binding
Source: RefSeq, a predicted model, not a curated record
AUGCACCUCCUGCCAGAAGACGACGACCAAAAGUCCAACCACACCUCGAACGGCGCUCCGCCCUCGGACAAGCUUUCCACCGCCCUCUCGACCAACGACUUCUACGGCCACAAUCGACAAGAGGUGACGCGCAUCAUCAUCCAGAGUCUCUCGGACCUAGGCUACCAAUCCACCGCCCAGAAACUGAGCCAGGAGAGUGGCUACGAACUCGAAGUCCCCAACGUAGCCGCCUUCCGCACUGCUGUUCAGAAUGGCGACUGGUCAGAGGCUGAAGCCUUGUUGUUCGGCGACGCUACCCGCGAAGGCCUGCCGCUGUGUGAAGGCGCAAAGAGAGACGACAUGGUCUUCCUAAUACGCCAACAGAAAUAUCUCGAGCUGCUCGAGCUGCGUCAUCUGUCCAAGGCUCUGAUGGUUCUCCGCCAAGAGUUGACUCCGCUACAUCAAGAUGUCGCCCGUCUCCACGCCCUGUCCAGCCUGAUCAUGUGUCGCCGAGCUGAAGAUCUGAGGCAACAAGCUCACUGGGAUGGUGCCAGCGGUAACUCAAGACGACAUCUAUUGUCUGAGCUGUCCAAAUCUAUAUCGCCAUCCGUCAUGAUCCCCGAGCACCGCCUCGCCGUCCUCCUUGACCACGUCCAGCAACAGCACAUCGACCAGUGUCUAUAUCAUAACACCACCCAGCCUCCUUCGCUGCUACACGACCACGUCUGUGAACGCAACCAAUUCCCUCUACAUAUCUUUCACGAGUUGCAACAUCAUGGAGAUGAAGUUUGGCAUCUCGAAUUCUCACACGAUGGCUCCAUGCUGGCAACCGCUUCCAAAGACAAUACCGUUAUCAUUUACGAUACUACCUCAUGGAUGCCCAUCUGCCGCUUGAACCAACAAAAGCCUCACAAUGAGUGCGGUGUCUGCUACGUUGCCUGGAGUCCCGACGACACAUACAUCCUCGCAUGCUCACAAGCACGAGAGCUCGCCAUUUAUCAAGCUCGCACCGGCACUCGCGUUGGCGGCGUAGACCAUUUCCACUACCCAGUCACAACCGCUGCCUGGGCUCCUGACGGUCAAAGCUUCAUCGUUGGCUCACAAGAUUCUAGAAGACCUCUUGGCCUCUACCAGCUAUCAGACCAGUCAACGUUGCAUUCUUGGGUUAGUAACGAUGCUCAAAGUCUUCGCGUGAACGACUGUACCAUUUCAGCCGAUGGUUCCCGCCUUGUCGCUAUAAGCAACGACAAUCGCGUCAUCGUCUACGAUUUCAAGACACGCCUAAAAUUGCACGAAUGGGUCAUGGAAGACAGACUCACUUGUGCCACUCUAAGUCAUGACGGCAAGUCGCUUCUCGUUAGCAUGAACGAAGGCCGUCUGGUACUCCUUGAUUCCGACACUGGCGAAGUCUUACAACGCUACAAUGGUCUGACGCAAAGUGAGUUUGUCAUCAGAAGUACCUUUGGUGGUGCUGGGGAGAAUUUUGUCAUCAGUGGCAGCGAGGAUUCACGAGUCUAUAUUUGGCGGAAACACACUGGACAACUCGUUGUCGCACUCGAAGCACAUCCUCCUGGCACUGUAAACUCGGUUGCCUGGCAUCCCACCAAUCCAGCCAUAUUCGCUUCUGCUGGCGACGACAGAAGAGUCAGGAUAUGGUCCAAUCAACCCGCCGAUCGUCGGCGAUCUUCUUUCAUGACUACUCUUUCUUAG